UCCUUCUUCAUUUCUCACCCUCUUUUCGUUCUCUCUCUCUCUCUCUCUCUCUCUCUGAGUCAGAGAUGGAAAGGCUUCCUGUGCAUCUCGACAUGGAGAAUCUGAUUGCGGUCAGGGUCUUGGGUAGGGGGGCAAUGGGCACCGUCUUCUUAGUAACGGAACGGUCAGCCUCAACCUGCCCGUUCGCUCUCAAGGUAGUGGAGAAAUCGACCCUCCACACUAAGUUCGAUGCUGACCGGCGUGCCCGCUGGGAAAUGUCCGUACUUUCCCGGCUCUCCCAUCCCUUCCUCCCAACACUUCUGGGCAGCGUCGAGAACGACGAAUUUCUGGGCUGGGCAGUACCGUACUGCCCAGGCGGCGACCUCAACGUCCUCCGCUACAACCAGACCGACCGUAUUUUCUCAACCUCCGCCAUACGCUUCUACGUAGCCGAGAUUGUUUGCGCCCUCGAGUAUCUACACCGUAUGGGGAUCGUAUACCGAGAUCUCAAGCCCGAGAACGUGCUGAUCCAGCAAACCGGCCACGUCAUGCUCACGGACUUCGACCUCUCGUGCGCCCUCGCGCACAGGAAGAAGACGAAGAGCGAAAACUUGGGCUCGACGUCAGCUCCUGCUGACGUGGCGGAGGGGAGGAGGCGGACGAAGCACUGCCGGAAUCUGUCGCUGCUGAUGUCGGCCUUGUCGGAGAAGGGCCUGAAGAAGCCGAAGCCUGCCAGGGUCUCGCCGGUGAGCCGCCGGAGGGAGAGCUUCACCGCCGGUGAGCGGGCGAAGUCGUUCGUUGGGACCGAGGAGUACGUGGCGCCGGAGGUAGUUCGCGGCGACGGCUACGAGUUCGCCGUCGACUGGUGGGCCCUCGGGAUCCUGACGUACGAGAUGGCGUACGGACGGACCCCGUUCCGGGGUAAGAACCGUAAGGAGACUUUUCGAAACGUGCUGACGAGGCCGGCGGAGUUUGUCGGGAAAUGGUCUGCGUUAACGGACCUGAUCUCGCGGCUGCUGGAGAAGGACCCGACCCGCCGUUUGGGUUAUGACGGGGGGGCGACAGAAAUCAAAGAGCACGCUUUCUUCAGCGGGCUGAGGUGGGACCUUCUCGCGGAAGUUUCACGGCCUCCGUUUCUCACGCCAUCUGAAGACAAAAAGGAGUUGACGGAUCUGUUAGGAAAGAAAGCGUUCGACAUUAGGGACUACUUUCAGAAUCAACGGCGGAAGCAGUCUUCGCCGUCACCGCCUCCAUCACCGCCUCCGUCACCUACCCCAGAUCAUCGCAUAAACGUUUCUUCUGACAUCACCUGACGGAAUUCGUUAACUUUCCGUUUGUACAUUAAAAAAAACGAUAUGCGAAACGGAAGAUUGUGAUUAGAUAUAUUCGGGGUUCUCUUGAGAGAGAGAAAAGCUCUGAUACUCCGUCGAAGUGUGAUGGGUGAUGCGCAGGCACUUAGAAAUUGCUUAUGAAUUGCAUGAGUUGUAUACAAGUAAUUCGAAUUAAGCUUUCCAAAGCUCUGGGUCCCAUUACCAUGGUUUUUGGAUACACGGAUUGCCUGCGACGGAAAUCGAAGUGGGGCCCACCGUUAUGUUUGUAAGAGAUCCACCCUGUCCAUGUCAUGAUAGAACAUGGGUCCACAAAAAUAAGGUAGAUCCAAAACUAAAGUGGGCCGCAUGAUAGAGUAGAGAAAUGUGUACCACGGAAACCUUCUUGGUAUGAUGUUUAUAUGUCACCAACACCGCUCAUAAUUUCAAUCUACUCGGAUGAACUUAAUUUCAA
Messenger RNA from Magnolia sinica, 1761 nucleotides. RefSeq names its product serine/threonine-protein kinase UCNL-like. The coding region runs from base 66 to 1292 and encodes 408 amino acids. Gene Ontology annotation, biological process: protein phosphorylation. The transcript has a single exon. Gene Ontology annotation, molecular function: protein serine/threonine kinase activity; ATP binding. The record is from RefSeq and is a predicted model, not a curated record. Gene Ontology annotation, cellular component: nucleus; plasma membrane; cytoplasm. NCBI's taxonomy places the organism in Eukaryota, Viridiplantae, Streptophyta, Magnoliopsida, Magnoliales, Magnoliaceae.